Messenger RNA from Microthlaspi erraticum, 1674 nucleotides. The record is from the annotation of a GenBank genome assembly. NCBI's taxonomy places the organism in Eukaryota, Viridiplantae, Streptophyta, Magnoliopsida, Brassicales, Brassicaceae.
AUGCAGCAGAACAGCUUUUUCCUUGGCUGCAACUACUCAAACCGUGACAUGAGAGAUAAUGCAAGAAGUGGCUGGAGUUUGUGUCCUGUACAGGACAUUGGCAACGUGAAUGUGAAUGUUGAUGAAACAUACUCGUUACUGUAUUAUGAUCUUUAUCUUAGACAGUUGAAGGAAACAUUGAAGCACACCAUGCUUGUGCAUGAAUCUGUCUUUGAAAGCCAGAUCCAUGAGCUUCAUCGUCUGUAUCGGAGACAGAAGGAACUGAUGAUGGAAAUGGGAGGAGCUCGACAUCACGAGGCCUUGAACCUAAACUCUAGUUUCCUUAGUCUUGGAACAACACACUGGAUGAGUUCGAGCGUCUCCACAUAUCAAACUAGGAAUGAAGAAAACAUUCCUAAUCAUCUUGAAGCUGUGGAUCAUGCUGACAAGUCUAAAGAGAAGGUCCUGGAUCUGGAACUACCAGUUCUUGAGUGUCAUGUAAGAAGGAAAGAGAGAGGUUCUGUGAAUGGAGAAGUCGGUGAAGUUUCAAACUUCGAUUUGAAUGAACCGGCCAAGAUCGAGGAACAUUCUGAUUAUGUGUUAAACCAGUUCCUGAGUCCAGUUACGUCAGUUGAAAUUGGAGAAGAGUCCGGUAAGAAGAACGAGGAAGAAGAUUGUGUAAAGAGCUCCAACAUAAGAGAGUUUGGAAUCAACUUGAAUAUGUCUCCCCUCUCAUAUGAAGAAGAAGAAGAAGUAAUUCUUGUUAACAAGUUUGAAACAGAGAAACCUCCAGAGUCUGUACCAGUUUCUUUGCAUGAAGAACACAGACCAGAGCAGUCUCGAGCGUUGGUUUUAGCGCUACCAUGUUCAAGUAGCAGUUUGCGAUGUAAGCCAGUGGUGAGAGGCUCAAGGUCAAAGAAGAAGGCUAAACUUCGUCCAAGCAACAAAACUUUCAAAGGGUCAGAUCUUAAAGACACCUCACAAUCUCGUAGCAAUGAAGCAAGGAGAGAGACAUUGUCUAAGGUGAAAACUGCAAGAGACCAGACCAAUCUAGGAAAGAAAAGGCGUUGUAAACCACAAAUGAAAUCUACUAAUGGUCACAAAGAAGUUGUGAAAAAGAAACGGAAGAAGAGCAGAAGGAUAUCUCUUGUUACAGAGGGAAACUAUGAAGAAGUAUCUGCAGCUGAAGCUAUAGUGGAUAUGUCUAGAAAGUCGGGUCGAGAAAUCUCUGAUUGCAUCACUUCAUUAGGCAGAGAUCUACUUUGGCUCGCUGAGAUCUCCCUUUUGGUUGCUGAGGACUACGAAAUAGACUGUUUUGAGGACAUGGCAUUGCAGCUGACAGAGAUGAAGCUAAAGGAGGACAAGAGAAUUCUGAGAUCAAACUCUGCAGACAACAAAACAGCAGUCUCCAGCAUUGUCCGUGGAAGGCAGAGGAGAAACCGAACUAGGCAAGGGAAGCAGAAAUGCAUAGAUAACCGGAGCGUAGGCACAUUUUCAGAAUCUGAAGCUGAUGAGGAUGUGCAGGUAAUAGGAAAGCUAAUUGAGGCUUCUGAAUCAAAAUGGAACAAGAGAAAAACCUCUGCUACUAAACCGAUGGUUAAAGAAGAAACGAGUGUCGACUGGGGAGCUAGAAGAAAGAGAAGACGAGGCUCUAGAAUUCCUGCUGCUGAUUUUCAGCAUUUGAUCAUCAACUAA